GAGGACACCGGCGGUGGUGAUGCGUUGUGUUUUGUGUUGGUUUUGCUAGGAUUUAAAUGAAAGAAGCUCUAAUUAUACGGUUAUUCUAAAAGCAAAUCUCCAUUAUCUUCACAAUGUCGGAGAAAAUGGGAUUCGAGACGUUACGAGCGAAGUACAAAGAUGUACUCUCAAAAGCCUUCAGCACUAAUAACAUUGACUUGCUUGACUCGUUCUCUAAGAACAUUAACGAGUCAGAUAGAAAAGCCGCCAUGGACCAAGCAUUUCGAGAUAAACUUCUGGAGCUUCUUAUCGAAGACGCGGAAACUCUUGAAAGCUAUGUGAGCUUCUGCAUAGAAUCGUGCCGAAGACACAUGGUCACUCCCACAAUGCCCGUAGUGCUUCUCGGCGAUAUAUUCGACGCUCUAACCUUAAACAAAUGUGAAAAGAUGUUCACCUAUGUUGAAAAUGGUGUAAACAUUUGGAAAGAAGAGUUAUUCUUUGUCGCUUGCAAGAAUAAUCUAUUAAGAAUGUGCAAUGAUUUGCUCAGGCGUUUAUCUAGAUCUCAGAACACAGUGUUUUGUGGAAGAAUUCUUUUGUUUUUGGCCAAGUUUUUCCCUUUCUCCGAGCGCUCCGGUUUGAACAUAGUUUCAGAAUUCAAUUUGGAGAAUAUAACGGAAUUCGGCGGAGACAACACAAGCACUCUAAAAGACUCUUUGGAUGAGGAAAUGAUGGUGGAAGAGAAGACUAAACUCAAUAUAGACUACAACCUUUAUUGUAGGUUUUGGAGUCUACAGGACUUUUUCAGGAAUCCAAAUACAUGUUAUAACAAGAUACAGUGGAAAACUUUUGUUGCUCAUUCUGGCAGUGUCCUUUCCGCCUUCUCCUCCUACAAGCUAGAAGCCAUAGAGCUCCAGAAAUCCAAGAUGAACCGUCUGAAGCCCGUCACCGACGAUGACAUGCACGGCACCAAGGAACAGCACUAUUUCGCCAAGUUCCUCACCAACCAGAAACUGUUGGAGCUACAGCUGUCGGACUCGAAUUUUAGGAGAUGUGUGCUUAUACAGUUCUUGAUACUGUUCCAGUAUUUGUCUUCGAGUGUUAAGUUUAAGAUGGAAACUCAAGAGCUAAAGAAGGACCAGACAGAUUGGGUAAAGGAAACCACAGCCCUCAUAUACCGGCUGCUAGGAGAGACUCCGCCGGACGGACAGCAGUUUGCUGAGUGCGUACAGCACAUACUGAAGCGGGAGGAGCAUUGGAACGCUUGGAAGAAUGAUGGUUGUCCUGAGUUCCAGAAGCCUAAACCCCCAGCUGCGGGUGAAGAGGAAAUUCGCAAGAGCAAAGUCCGGAGACGUCCAGUUGGUGACAUCAUCAAGGAAUACGAGGGGCAACAGAAGUGCUAUUUGGGGAACAAUGAUCUGACGAAGCUGUGGAACCUGUGUCCGGAUAAUCUUUCCGCCUGCCGCACUAAAGAACGGGACUUCAUGCCUUCACUACACAGUUACAUGGCGACCGCGCUAGAGCCGGGCGUGGGCGCGCGGCGGACAGCGGACGGCGCGUGGGGCUGGCGCGCCCUGCGCUUGCUAGCGAGACGCUCGCCGCACUUCUUCAUACACACCAACACACCCAUAGGCCGCUUACCCGACUACCUGGCCGACAUGGUGAAACGUGUGACGCGUGACGCCGCCUUAGCAGAGUCCAGUAGCAACGGAGACGCCGCUAGCGCCAUCAAGCAGGAACUCAAACAGGAGCCCACUGAAGAGGAGGGCGGCGAAGAACAGAUGGAAGAGGUGGUGAUCAAAGAAGAGGACAAUAAUGAUAUGGAGCAGGUGCCCGACUCGACCAACGACGAGGACGACGACAAGGCGGCCCGCACCCGCGUCACCAUGCUCACUCCCGCGCAGAUGGACGCGCUCUGCCCCGCGCUGGGCGACUGGAAGAAACUCGCCGCCAAGCUCGGCUUUAAGCCCGACGAGAUACAGUACUUUGAAACUGAGAACGCCACGGACUUGCUUAGAGCUAAGAACAUGCUUCAAUUGUGGUGUGAUGAUGAUGAGGACGCGUCGGUUGAGAACUUACUUUAUAUUAUGGAGGGGCUUGGGAUGGCCGAGGCGUGUGAGGCGCUUAGAAACGCUAAAUGAUAAGUGAUUGAAUAAUAAACGUAUAUUAUGGAGGGGCUUGGGAUGGCCGAGGCGUGCGAGGCCCUUAGGAACACUAAGUGAUAAGUGAUUGAGUAAUAAUCGUAUAUUAUGGAGGGGCUUGGGAUGGCCGAGGCGUGCGAGGCACUUAGGAACGCUAAGUGAUAAGUGAUUGAGUAAUAAACGUAUAUUAUGGAGGGGCUUGGGAUGGCCGAGGCGUGUGAGGCACUUAGGAAC
Cydia fagiglandana is the source of this 2351-nucleotide messenger RNA. It is a transcript of the gene Hpr1, whose product is annotated as THO complex subunit 1. The transcript has 10 exons. The record is from RefSeq and is a predicted model, not a curated record. Gene Ontology annotation, cellular component: THO complex part of transcription export complex. Lineage: Eukaryota; Metazoa; Arthropoda; Insecta; Lepidoptera; Tortricidae. Gene Ontology annotation, molecular function: protein binding. The coding region runs from base 114 to 2117 and encodes 667 amino acids. Gene Ontology annotation, biological process: mRNA export from nucleus; signal transduction; regulation of DNA-templated transcription elongation.